Messenger RNA from Zingiber officinale, 1278 nucleotides. Its product is annotated as flavonol synthase/flavanone 3-hydroxylase-like. The transcript has 3 exons. Bases 84 to 1118 code for a protein of 344 amino acids. The record is from RefSeq and is a predicted model, not a curated record. NCBI's taxonomy places the organism in Eukaryota, Viridiplantae, Streptophyta, Magnoliopsida, Zingiberales, Zingiberaceae.
GAUAAAUUUAGGAGGUUUCUUGUACUUCUCACUGCACAAUCUCUUUUUGUCCCUUGAUCUGAUCUCCAUUCCUCAACUUAGCAAUGGAAGUCGAGCGCGUUCAACUGAUAGCCUCCUUCUGCGCCUCCGACGCAGGCGCCAUGCCGCCGGAGUUCAUCCGAUCCGACCACGAGCAGCCGUGCCUCACCACCUUCCUCGGCCCCGCGCCAGCGAUCCCCGUCAUCGACCUCGCUGCCUUCGACGGCCCCGAAAUCACGCGGGUGAUCGCGGAGGCGAGCCGGGAGUGGGGGAUCUUCCAGGUGGUGGGCCACGGGGUGCCUGAGGAGGCGAUGCGGGAACUGCAGCGAGCGGGGAGGGAAUUCUUCGAGGAGCUACCGCAGGAGGAGAAGGAGAAGUACGCGCGGAAAGACUCCGGAGGCGGGGCGCCAGCGAACGGAGGACAGGAAGGGUACGGGACGAAGCUGCAGAGGGAGCUGGAGGGGAAGAAGGCGUGGGUCGAUUUUUUCUUCCAUUACAUCGCGCCGCCGUCAAAAGUCAACCACCGGAUCUGGCCCGUCCUCCCCGCCACCGACUACAGGAAAAUAACUGAGGAAUAUGCCAAAUAUGUUGUGAAUCUGGUCGAUAGAAUGCUAACAGAAUUGUCGAAAGGGUUAGAGCUGGAGGAUCAAGCUCUCAAGGAGGCUGUAGGAGGAGACUCCCUAAACCUUAAUCUCAAGAUCAACUACUAUCCGCCGUGUCCUCGGCCCGACGUAGCUCUCGGAGUGGUGGCACACACCGACAUGUCUGCCAUGACAAUACUCGUCCCCAACGAUGUCCCCGGCUUGCAAAUCCUCAAGGACGACCUCUGGAUCAACGUCGACUAUGUCCCUAAUGCCAUUAUCGUCCACAUCGGCGACCAAAUUGAGAUUUUGAGUAAUGGGAUUUAUAAGAGCGUGUUGCACAGAAGUACAGUGAACAAAGAUAAGGUGAGAAUGUCAUGGCCGGUGUUUUGCUCUCCUCCCGGAGACUCAGUGAUUGGUCCUCUGCAACAAGUCGUCAACGAAGACAACCCUCCCAAGUACAAAGCGAAGAUGUUUAAAGACUACGCUUAUUGCAAGAUCAACAAGCUCCCGCAGUAGACUAUUUACUUAAACUAUGGAAUGGCAAUGCCAAUGGCGAUUGCAUAAUUAAGAAUAUUAUCUAUGGCAAUAAAUAUUCUGGAAGUGUUUGUGUCGACUUCGGCUUUAGCCUUAAAAUGAAUGGCAUGCAAUAAUAAUGGAAAUAAUUAGUUAUUGUUUA